GAUCCAGUUCAACUUAAUACAUGUGGUCAUCGAUUAUGUCAAUCUUGUUUUGCUACUCUUAAUCAAACUAUAAUCAAAUGUCCUCAAUGUGACAUAGAAACUCCACAAGAUCAAGUAAUGCUUGAUCGAGGUUUCAAAAAUGACAUGCAAUCUUUACCUAUCAUUUGUUCACAUUGUAAUUGGACUGAUAUCUUAAAAAAUUAUCAAGAACAUCUUGAUCAAUAUCAUCGAAAUCCAAUAUGUAAUUAUUGUGAUGAACAAUUCAAUUCAGUUAAUCAACUCAAUCAACAUAAAGCAUUUCAAUGUCAAAAGAUUACUCUUCAAUGUUUAUUAAAUAACUUUGGUUGUCAUCAACAGAUUCUUCGUUGUGAACUAAUAAAUCAUUAUCAAAGUAAACAACAUCAAGAUUCAAUACUAAAUGUUAUUCAACAAAUGAAAUUACAAUUAAGAGAUUCUCAAAUGAUAUCUAAUCAAAUGAAUAUUGAUACUUCUCGAACAACUACAAUUAUAGAUAAUGAUUUUGCUAUAAAUCAAUUGGAAGAACUUCAUGAAGCUAUUAGUAUUUUAGCAAGUGGUACAGAAACAUUGAAUAGAGAUGUACAACGUCUAAAUAGUGAAAUAGUUGAAUAUGAAAAUAAGUUACAACAUUUAAUAGAAACUGUUUCAAAUGUGAAAUCAUCUGUUGAAGAGGAACAUGGUUAUUAUGAAGCAAUUACACGAAAUCUAGAACUUUUAAAUCAAGAUUUAUUGUCAUUAGAAGAAAAGAUUGAUGAUAUUCAAUAUAUAUCUUAUGAUGGAACAUUUGUAUGGAAAAUUCCAAAAGUUCAAGAGAAAUUAGCUGAUGCUCAAUCAGAACGUCAAACAUCAAUUUAUUCACCUCCAUUUUAUUCAUCACCGAUUGGUUAUAAAAUGCGAGUUCGACUUUAUCUAAAUGGUGAUGGUAAUGCUCGACGUACACAUAUGUCAUUGUUUUUUGUUUUGAUGCGUGGGCGAAAUGAUCCAAUAUUAAAAUUUCCUUUCAAUUAUAAAGUUACAUUUUGUUUGUAUGAUCAAACUUCUCAAGAACGACAUAUUAUCGAUUCUUUUCGACCAGAUAUUCGAUCAAAUAGUUUU
Rotaria sordida is the source of this 1113-nucleotide messenger RNA. The record is from the annotation of a GenBank genome assembly. Lineage: Eukaryota; Metazoa; Rotifera; Eurotatoria; Philodinida; Philodinidae.